This is a messenger RNA of Neocloeon triangulifer, 1015 nucleotides long. RefSeq names its product derlin-2 (gene Der-2). Gene Ontology annotation, biological process: endoplasmic reticulum unfolded protein response. Bases 87 to 833 code for a protein of 248 amino acids. The record is from RefSeq and is a predicted model, not a curated record. Gene Ontology annotation, molecular function: misfolded protein binding; ubiquitin-specific protease binding. The transcript is spliced from 6 exons. Gene Ontology annotation, cellular component: Hrd1p ubiquitin ligase ERAD-L complex; endoplasmic reticulum membrane. NCBI's taxonomy places the organism in Eukaryota, Metazoa, Arthropoda, Insecta, Ephemeroptera, Baetidae.
AGAUCGGCGUUGUCAGCUGGUCAGUCGGACAACAGUGAGUCGAAGUUUGAACGGUUUCGGACGCAGGGAGGGCAUGUGAGGUCGAGAUGGCGUACCAGACGUUCAGGCAGGAGUACCUGCAGAUGCCCCCUGUCACCAGGGCGUACACAACUGCCUGUGUCGUCACAACUAUAGCUGUUCAAUUGGAUCUGGUAUCUCCUUUCCAGCUCUACUUCAACCCCAUCCUCAUAGUCAAACAGUAUCAGUUAUGGAGGCUGGUGACCACUUUCUUGUUCUUUGGAACGAUAGGUUUCAAUUUCUUCUUCAACAUGAUUUUCACAUACCGGUACUGCCGAAUGCUUGAGGAAGGGUCGUUUCGUGGACGCACUGCUGAUUUUGUCGUCAUGUUCCUCUUCGGCGGCUUCUGGAUGAUUUGCUGUGCAUUUUUCGUAAACUUGCUCUUCUUGGGCCAGGCGUUCACAAUCAUGCUGGUUUAUGUUUGGUCGAGACGAAACCCCUACGUUCAAAUGAAUUUCUUUGGACUACUCAACUUCCAUGCUCCGUAUUUGCCAUGGGUGCUGUUGGGCUUUUCAGUCUUGUUGGGCAAUGCCUUUUCUGUCGACCUCAUCGGAAUGGCCGUCGGCCACCUCUAUUACUUUCUCGAGGAUGUCUUCCCACAGCAGGAGGGUGGAUUCAGGGUUUUGCGAACGCCGCAUCUGCUCAAAGUUCUGCUGGACCCUCAUCCGGAGGACGCCGACUACGCACCCUUGCCUGAAGAACGACCUGGCGGCUUCAACUGGGGCAACCAGCAGCAGCAACCACAGCCACCACAAGAAGACCAAAGGAACGAGUGAUUUUACUAAUUUCGUGGCACACAGCUUGAUUGUUUAAUGAAAGUAAUUAUUAAAUUAAUGCUUAAUUGUUCGUAACACUCACCCCUGCAAAGCAGUUGUCUAUUUGUUCAAUAUUAAAGUCAGGAUUUGUAUUAAAUUUGAUGAAAAAGAAAUAUUAUAAAUUAUAAUUUUCUCUAUAUUAA